Messenger RNA from Brachypodium distachyon (stiff brome), 531 nucleotides. Its product is annotated as extensin-like. Lineage: Eukaryota; Viridiplantae; Streptophyta; Magnoliopsida; Poales; Poaceae. Bases 1 to 531 code for a protein of 176 amino acids. Gene Ontology annotation, molecular function: metal ion binding. The transcript is spliced from 2 exons. The record is from RefSeq and is a predicted model, not a curated record.
AUGGCGCGGGUGACCCUCAAGAUGGACGUGCGCAACGAACGCUCCGCCAAGAAGAUCCGGAAGGGCCUGAUGAAUUACGUCGGUGGCGUGGAGAGGGUGGAGGCGUCUGUGAACUCUGGGUUGGUGGUGGUCUGGGGCUCGGCCGACGCGGAGACGCUCAGGUCGGUGCUCGAGAGCUUGAUGAAAAAGGCCGUCACCAUCGUGCCCGAACCGGAGCAGCCGGCGCCAACUCAAAGCUCUUCUCAUCCUCCGCCGGCAGCGCCGUCCCAGCUGACGCCCGGUCUUCCUCGACAGUACUACCCGCAGCCCAUGUGGCCGCCUCCUCCGCAGUACUACCAGCAGCCGCCGCCUCCACAGUACUACCAGCCGCCGCCGUUUGAUCAUCCACAGUACGCGGCGCCCUCGCUGCCGCCGCACUAUGACUCGUACUCGACGACGGAGGGCGGGUCGUCCGGGUAUCAGUACGGCUACAACCCCUACCCGGCGGGUCCUCACCACGGUGAGGACCAAUCCACCUGCUCCAUCCAGUGA